AGCAGGGCUUGGGUAUUUCAAGAAGAUUACCUCUCUGGAACGAAGAUGUGGCUUCUCAUUCGCCAUGCGGAUGGGCUCGUCAAAUCAUUAUACGCGCAAAGAGAACUUGGCAAGCUCACAGGUGAGCUUGUAAUCAAGUCACAAAAGUUCAAGAAGUAUGCUACGCUCUUUUGCUUGGCCUUUUGCCAAAGCAUGGAGCACGACUGCUCCGCAAGAAGGAGAUGCGAGAGAAUCCUCCGACGAGCCGGUGCAUACAAUGUUCUCCAUAAGUAUGAAGACGGCGGGGUGGAGAGUGAUGCCCGAAGGAAGAUAACAGUCAGCGUUUUCAAGGACCUUGACUACCGCGAGAUAACGGAACCAUCGGACAUUCUAGCAAUUGCUGCCAACGUCUGCAGUUACAACACUCGAAUUCUGGUUCCAAAGAUAGCGAAGGACCAGGCUAUGAGCCUAAGCCUCGGCAUUCUCACACUCUGUAUGUCUAACGGCGAAAUGAUCAAGACCGACUCUGAGGAGACAGCUCUUAGCAAGAGAAUAUUCGACUUCCUGGAGGACCAGUCAAUGAGUAUUGGCCCUCCCUUGCAAUAUGGAGCAUUAACAUUCAUCAAACAUUGUCGUGUCCCUGUCAGUCGCCUUUCAGCCGCUGGUAUUCAUACCGAGGGUAUCCUGUGGAAACUCUCAGACGUGAUCCGGCCAGACCGUCUACGGCAAAGUCUACUCUUCCAGGACAAGGACCUGAACCAAAAUAAUAUAUUCCGAAACGGACUUGACGAUUACCAGCGGCAUCGUAUGUUUGACCUCCUUGAAGUGCUCAAUCAGAGAAACAAGAAACGUUAUCAGCGCUUAGCAAACAACCUUCGAGCUUAUCUGAACGGUAACGAGUCGCCAGUUGGAAGCGACGAUUGGCCUUCGAAAUAUUGUAUGGACAUGAUGGCAGCUUGCAUAGUCAAUGCAAUAGAUUCUAAGAAAUACCUCCAGCUCGCCCGACCUAUCGGAGGCUUGCCUAAAGGAGGCCGAGGCGUACCUUACCGGGCAAUUUUCACUAGAGACCGCGAUGAGUUGCGGCACUCAGGGCCGACGUAUAUCUUUACGUCAUGGUCUCGUACAAAGGAACGGAAACAAGAGGCCUCGCAGUACCGCAGCCUUGCGAAGUACGUGUCCGUGGAAGUCAGCAUAAAUACAACCAACGGACUAGCAAGGCUGAAGAACAGGAAGUGGGCUAAUGGGCUAUGCUUCUUUGAUGGAGAGGCGAAUCACCCCUUUGUGUUUGAGUGGCCGGAUUCGCUCUGUCGAUAGUCGCCAUAUGCUUCGAUCGUCGCAGGUGGGAGGAUUGACCACGAGACCGGCCGUUGACCCGAGGCACUUAGAAAUGGCUUCCGGAAGUCUGAAUUUCCCAGUGAUCUGUCAAAUAGGGCCCCUUUAGAGAGUGACAGAACUAUAUAACCGUCACUGUCGGCUACCAAAACAUUCCUU
Molecule: messenger RNA, 1470 nt
Organism: Mytilinidion resinicola
Lineage: Eukaryota; Fungi; Ascomycota; Dothideomycetes; Mytilinidiales; Mytilinidiaceae
Exons: 1
Coding region: 46-1293 (415 amino acids)
Source: RefSeq, a predicted model, not a curated record